AUGUCCGAGUCGGGGAGUCUCGUCACCGGACCGGUGGGACUUAAUUCUUCUCAGUCACUUAUUGCCUCAAUGCCUAGCGAUAUCUCGACUACCUCCAUCACUUUGCCUUCUUUGAACACUUUUCAACGACCCACAAAGAACGACGUCCAGCAAAUCCCAUCGCAGCCAUCUCCACUGGAAAACGUGAAUUGUUUCUCGUCACCGAUGCCAAUGUCGCCCCAUCAAUCACCAGUUAGUUCUAUUGCUUCUCCAAUGCCUCCACCCGCGCCCUCUCCUCUUCAACAUCAAUUUCAGCAGGCGGAUCCGAGACUAGGCACAAACGGGAACAUUCCGCAAUCAUCACCGGGAUCUCAUUCAACGAUGAGCGCUCCAUCAACUCCAAUCCCACGACCGCCUCAGUCUCCCUCGAUGCACAUGCCCAACCCGGACACAGCCACUUCAAUGCCCCAUAGUGGAGUCCCAUCAUCGCCACAUCACCACACUCAGGCUCCCCUACCUCCAAUGACGUUAUAUCAACCGCAAAAUCACAUGACUUCGACGAUCAACGAUGUGGGCACAAGAAUAGUGACACAAACGAAGUUGGCACCAGCUCCUCGUCGGAGAAACAAUCAACAACAAAGAAGCAUUUCCCAAAUGCAGGCAAGGGAGUUCCGGCAACCCGAGCGUCCCAUGGUGGCAAAUGGACCACCGAUAAGACAAAGCCUCUCCUCACAAUCUCUAUCAAGUGAUGGGCCGUUCCGCGGGAACAUGACCGUUUACCCAGGUCCAUCCAAUCCGCAACCGAUUGGCACAAUGAUGCCACCGCCGCAGCCAUCGCCGAAUGUCAUGCAACAGUCAACCAACAUGCAACCGAUGAAUUCUUUGCGUGGCCCUCCACCUCCUCAACAAGGCCUGCCGGUUCAACUUUCCCGAAUGAGUGCCUCAACGAGAAACGUUCACCCUCGAGUUCUCCUACAACAAGCUCCCGUUCAACAUCAAGUUCCACCCCAAUCUCCGCAACAAUCACACCAACUACCUCAAAAUCAAGGCCAAUCUCAGCAAAACAUAGUGAUCACACAACAAAACGCCAACUUCUCAUCGCCUGCAAAGCCGCAAAUGAGCCGAGGACAGCCGAUUUCUCAACAAAUGACAAUGUCCAAUGUGCAAAUGAGGCCAGUCGUGCAAAACGUAGUAGCUCAACCUAUACCAUGCACAAUAGCGCCUCAAAUGGUUGCAGGAGUAUCGCAGCCGGUCACAACUCCAACACCCCGGACACAGGCAACAGCUGCUCUUUUCAACACCGAUGACUCAACUCGUUUACCUCCAAAAGAACAAUAUCGAACGUUAAAACGGAAAUUCAAAUUUCUCGUCUACGAAAACGAAUGCUACCAAGAUCAACUGCGCAAUUUGCAAACGAAGUUGCUAAAGUUGUCACGUGACAAGAACUUCUUGCUAGAUCGUUUGUUGCAAUACGAGAGACCAUCUUCGUCUUCCGAUGAAGAUUCGGAUUCUUCAGUGAACACUCAAGUCGAUGAACGACCUAAACCGAAAAAAAAAGCUCGACCAAAUCGAAGGCGACCAAUCCCUUCUACAUCGGGAACGAUGAUAGCUUCUCUACCGGGACCCAGUGGAGCACAAAUGCUCGCCAGUAUCGGCAAUGGUGGACCAACGCUCGGCUCAGUGCUGACGGCAAAAAGGCAACCAUCACAAGUGGUCGGACAAUUGCUUGCCCAAGCGAUUGCCCCCACCAUGCAACAGCCAUCCACUAGUCGAAUUGAGUUUUGCGAUUCGUCGAACGCUUCUCAAAGUAUCUCAUCUCAAUCUCAGCCAAUGCAUGCUCAAGCACGAGCGAUGGUCAGUCAAAAUAUGAUACCUAAUUCCUCAGAGAUUUUAUUGGAGAGGGCAAUGGUGAGCGAUGAGCCUGUUGCAGAGGCGAAUCUUGUACCUAAAGAAGAACCGCUUGAAGGCAAUCAGCCAAAAGAAGUGUUGACACAAACGACGACGACACCGGAGAUCAGUAUGACCGAGCAAAAGACAAACGAGGCUGUUGAGGAGCUGAAGACGCUGGUGAAUGGACAAAAUAAUACGUCACCAGUCUUUUCGAUCAAAGAAAUCGAGAACAAUCUGAAAGAAGUGGAGAAAUUGAGUACUAUUGAUGUGAAAAAGGAAGAAGAA
This is a messenger RNA of Mesorhabditis belari, 2154 nucleotides long. Lineage: Eukaryota; Metazoa; Nematoda; Chromadorea; Rhabditida; Rhabditidae. The record is from the annotation of a GenBank genome assembly.